Salvelinus namaycush (lake trout) is the source of this 2366-nucleotide messenger RNA. RefSeq names its product sodium channel subunit beta-1-like. NCBI's taxonomy places the organism in Eukaryota, Metazoa, Chordata, Actinopteri, Salmoniformes, Salmonidae. The record is from RefSeq and is a predicted model, not a curated record. The coding region runs from base 433 to 1095 and encodes 220 amino acids. Gene Ontology annotation, biological process: regulation of heart rate by cardiac conduction; sodium ion transport; cardiac muscle cell action potential involved in contraction. Gene Ontology annotation, molecular function: sodium channel regulator activity. Gene Ontology annotation, cellular component: voltage-gated sodium channel complex. The transcript is spliced from 7 exons.
CUGUACGCUGGUUGUGUGAGAUAAUGCUAUAUUAUUCGAAUUCGCAAUGCCAGCCUGGGCGAAACAUCUCUUCUACAAGUAGCCUAGCCCACGGUGUUGCUCCAUAAAAGAACAGCGCUGUGUAGAAAAAUUUGUUGAUCCAUCAGAAGGGAAGGGUAGAAUACAUUUUUUCCCCCGGAGAAAGGACACAUCGGGAUAAGGAGGCUCUUUUUCAGAAAGGACAUCGUCAGGACAGUAAAAUGUAAUUUCGGAGGAAGCAACUUCAGUCCCUACCAUUUCUUACUUUGCUCAAACAAAGUCUUUCUGGAUAACAUCUCAAAGGAAUAUCUUACUCUCAAGUGUUCAAAGAGACUGUUGGGAUAUUUCUUGAUACCUUUUGAGGCUUCUCAGCCCUAGGAUCUGUACUAUCGUUGAUACAUUAUACUCAAGGACAUGUCUGCUGUGCGGCUGCUGCUCCUGUCUCUGCUUUGUGCCCUCUUUGUGUCCCUGUGCCAUGGGGCCUGUGCAGAGGUGGACUCGGACACUGAGGCCGUUGCAGGCAAAGGGUUCAAACUGGGCUGCAUCUCCUGUAAGAUGAGGCCCGAGGUAGAGGCUUCUGCCACAGUCGACUGGUAUUUCAAGGCCAAAGGGGAAGCUGACUUUGCUCAUAUAUAUAAUUACGAUGAGGAGGGCCAGCACAUUGUGGAUGAGCGCUUCGAGGACCGCGUGGACUGGAGUGGCAGUAAGCAGAGCAAUGACAUACAGGAUGCGUCCAUCUACCUCUUCAAUGUCACCUUCAAUGACUCGGGCACCUACCGUUGCUUCUUCCACCGGUUCCUGACGUACGAGUUCUACGAAUACCAGAGUGUUGUCAGCAAGGUUGUGCACUUGACAGUGGUGGCUAAAGCCUCCAGAGGGACGGCCUCCAUAGUCUCUGAGGUGAUGAUGUACGUGUCCAUCAUCGGGCUACAGGCUUGGCUCUACAUAGAGAUGGUAUACUGCUACAGAAAGAUCUCAGCUGCAGGAGAGGAAGCAUUACGAGAAAGCGCGAAUGCCGAAUAUUUAGCCAUAGCCUCGGAGAGUAAAGAUAACUGCGGUGUGCAAGUGGCAGAAUAACCCAGGAAUUCAAGCGGUGCCAUCUACAGACUGGCCUCAUCACCAAUACGACCCCUUGUUUUGCAUGAAGACACCCGGAAGAUGUAUAGUAUCUCUGAGUCUUUAUUACCUUUCCUGUUACAAUGUUAAUGGAUAAAUGUGAUAUGAUGACAUGAUUACUUUUAGAGUAGUAUGUGUAUGAAUCCUAUUUUUCAGUUUUAAUGGUAUCUCUAAAGUGUAUGUACAUUUAUAUUAAGAGGUAUUGUGAGCAUGACACAAGGCGAGAUGGUUGAGCUCCGAUAUUUAUUAAUCCAAGGGGUAGGCAAAAGGUAGGUCGGCGACAGGCGAGAGUUCAUGAACCGGGUCAGAGUCCAAAACAGUACCAGAUGAAGGGCAGUCUUGAGGUCAGGCCAGACAGGGGUUCAGUAACCAGAUUGGAGUCCAACCAGUACAAGGGGAUAGGCAGGCUUGAAGACAGAACAGGCAGAGUGGUCAGGCAGGCGGGUUCAGAGUCCGACUAGGCAAGCGUCAAAACCAGGAGGACUAGAAACAAACAGAGACUGGGGGGGAAAAAUAGGAGCAAGAAAAACCACUGGCUGACUUGGCAAACAAAACAAACUGGCACAGAGAGACAGGAAACACAGGGAUAUAUACACCGGGGAUAAUAAGCGACACCUGGAGGGGGUGGAGACAAUCACAAGGACAGGUGAAACAGACCAGGGUGUGACAGUGGGAGAAUGAAUCUGAUUGAAUGGUUAUCGCGAGAUCACCUUGGAAUUAGAAUACUAGAAUGGGCAUGAACGUUCUGUUGAUAGUAUAAAAGAUCAGCCAUUUUGGUAAAGGAGUUGGUCAACCACAAUGGUCAGCGCGUGCUGUGAGAAGCAGUUAUUUAAAACAAUGAAUUUAAAACAAUGACUUUGAAAAUUAUAUGCACAGUAAUGUUUAUUAGCUAGCUAGUCUGCCAGUUUUAGUAGAAUGAUUCCAUCAUUUUUUUCUAAAUAACUGCCAAUAUCCCGACAUUCCAAACAAACAAUGCAGUCAAUACACUGGCUGAAAUCAGUUGGUGAUAUGACUUAGACAAAGUGUAAAUGCAGCAAGUAACUGAUAUUGUAUUAUAUUAUAAGAUUCACAACUUUCCAAGAAAACAAACACUGAAAACAUUUUUGAGGCAAUUUAUACAGAACAUUUGUAUAAACCCUGUAUUUACUGGUCAAAAGUUUGGACACCUACUCAUUCCAGGAUUGUUCUUUCAUUUUACUAUUUUCUAACACAUAUGGAAUAAUUUAGUAACC